Molecule: messenger RNA, 1104 nt
Organism: Gadus morhua (Atlantic cod)
Lineage: Eukaryota; Metazoa; Chordata; Actinopteri; Gadiformes; Gadidae
Gene: pigl
Product: phosphatidylinositol glycan anchor biosynthesis, class L
Exons: 7
Coding region: 39-860 (273 amino acids)
Cellular component (GO): endoplasmic reticulum
Molecular function (GO): N-acetylglucosaminylphosphatidylinositol deacetylase activity
Source: RefSeq, a predicted model, not a curated record
UGUUUGCACACGGAUUGUUUAUCGCAGCGGUAAAAACAAUGUCCAUCAUCAUAGUACCUAUGGUUAUAUUAUACUUUAUUUGGAUUACAUUCAUUUAUUACCGAAAUCGACGAACAGUGGAUAAAUCCUUAAAAUGUAUAGUAAACUCUUUAUCAAACAGGGGUGCCAUAGCAGCCUCAGACGAUGUUGAUGUUAGAGCACUAAUUGUAACUGCACAUCCAGAUGAUGAAUGUAUGUUUUUCGCACCAACAAUUAUACGACUCGUGGAAUUGAAUGCCACUGUUCGCUUGCUCUGUUUAUCAGCAGGAAAUUACUACAAUCAAGGAACUCGGCGUAAAAAGGAACUGCUCAACAGCUGUGCACUACUGGGGAUACCAGCCUCUCACGUGACCAUACUUGAUCAAAAAGAACUUCCAGAUGACCCCAGUGCAGAAUGGAGAAUCUCCCUGAUCUCCUCCUUGAUCAGGAAGCACGUGAGAUCCCACUCCUCCAACAUGGUUCUGACGUUUGACGGAAGAGGAGUAAGCGGCCAUGCCAACCACACGGCCAUCCACGAGGCGGUCAGUCAUCUUGCUUCCACGGGCCAAGUUACUGACGACUGCUGUCUGCUUAGCCUGGACACUGUGGGCCUCUUCAGGAAGUACCUGUCUUUCCUGGAGCUUCCAGUCAGCUGGCUCUGGCCCUCCGCCCUGUGCUGCGUCACAGGCCCCAGGGGCUAUGCCAAGGCCAAGGCGGCCAUGUUCUGCCAUGUGACCCAGAUUCUGUGGUUCCGUCACCUCUACAUCUUCUUUUCACGUUACAUGUUCAUCAAUACAUUCCAAAUGCUUCCACGGGGACCAAGGAACCUGAAGAUCUAUUAGGGUUGCUCACACAAAUUUCAAUGCACUGAUUGUAGCUUAUACUGUAAAUAGUUUCUGCUUCCUAAUAAUGAAAUAUAUAUAGUUUUGUAAGCCGAAAAUGGAUUCUUGUUGAUAUAUCUGGGGGGAUUUCUAUCUUAAAUACUGAAACUUUGAUUCAACUUGGUAGGGUUUAUAUUUAAGUGAGUUUCAUUUUUCUUUCCUUUGUAAUACAGACUCAAUAAACAAUGCACUUGUUUUGACAGAG